Messenger RNA from Mizuhopecten yessoensis (Yesso scallop), 3404 nucleotides. RefSeq names its product laccase-1-like. The record is from RefSeq and is a predicted model, not a curated record. Gene Ontology annotation, molecular function: copper ion binding; oxidoreductase activity. The coding region runs from base 207 to 2387 and encodes 726 amino acids. Gene Ontology annotation, biological process: iron ion transport. Gene Ontology annotation, cellular component: plasma membrane. The transcript is spliced from 4 exons. Lineage: Eukaryota; Metazoa; Mollusca; Bivalvia; Pectinida; Pectinidae.
UCACAUGGUGUGUGUACGUCAAUGGUGAUACAUUGGUGAUAUACAAACUACCCGGGUACCAAGAUAUUGAAAUCACCACGUAGCCUUUAGACCAACGAAGCAGAAACAUCAUUAUAAAAGUGAAAAACCUGUCGCUGACAUACGCCGUUUUUGUUUUGAAGAAAGCGGGACCAGUUGCAUGAAACGAAAACAUACCCAGAACAAAUAUGGUUUUGGGUCCUUUUGCUCUUAUUGUGCUGCUCCUGGUUAUGGGGCCCAGCUUUGGCUACGAGUGUGAUAAGUCCGCGACCGUGUGUAGGACCUCCUUGGUAAUAGAAGACAGAAUAACAAUGAUGCACAAGGUCCACCGGAAGGUGUACCCGCACAUGGGCAAGCUAUAUCGUUUCGACGUCGACUACCCUGACAACGCCACUGAAAUCCCACUAGAGGGCGUGAUAACUGGCGACGGGUAUGAAGUAGGGCGACUCGUCGUGGUUGCAAACAACAGUAUGCCGGGCCCACCGAUCAUCGUAUACGUUGGCCAACGACUCAUAAUUGAUGUCACCAAUAAGCUUCCUUCUGACACAGUUACUUUACACUGGCAUGGUCUCCCACAGCAUAAAACUCCUUGGAUGGACGGCGUCCCUUUCAUUACACAGUGUCCAAUUCUCUCAGGUCAGACGUUCACUUAUGACUUCAUUGCCGAACCAAAGGGUACCUUUUGGUACCACGCGCAUACGGGAUCUAUGCGAUCAAAUGGAUUGAAUGGAGCAUUCGUGAUAAAAGAACCUUCUUCAACCAUAUCUGAACACAUCAUGGUCGUUCAAGGAUUCAACCAUAAUCGAAGCUCAGAUUUGGACUUCAAGAAAAUGCAGAUGGGUCAUUUUGAGAAACGUCAACAGAUGCCAACAACCGAAUCGGUGGAUGGUGGAUUUUUUAGUCGUUUUUUCCUAACCUCAGCACUGAUCAAUGGGAAGGGGCGUUACUAUCCUAACUUGACGAAAGACGAUCAUAACUUUGCACCGUUGACCAUGUAUAAUGUGCAGUUUGGAAAUACAUACAGAUUCCGUGUGGUCAAUGCAGGAGCACUGUAUCCAAUGCGGAUCGCUAUAGACAAUCACAGUCUUACUUUAACAGCUUCUGAUGGCUUCGACUUCAAACCAGUAGUUGCCGAAUCUUUCAUCAUCAAUCCCGGAGAAAGAUACGACUUCUUCAUUGUAGCCGAGCAACCGAUAGCAAACUACUGGGUUCGGGCUGAGACCAUUGAAUACCCGAACCCACACAAGGCAAAGGCGAUAUUACGUUAUAGUGGAGCAGGCGACGAGGAACCGACUUCUUCUAGGAAAAUCUGUACGCCAACAGACCGGUGUCUAGUCGUGAAUUGUCCGUUCACAAACUUUCCAGCAGGCACCUUCACUGAUUGCAUGCUUUUUGCACAGUUACGAUCAUUGUUCGACAACGAUCCAGCACCGGUACCUACUGGGAACGAAGCGCUAGUUGAACACUUCCUUAACUUUGCAUUUCCUGGAAUAGAUAACUUCCCUUCGUCAGUCAAUGGAAGACAAUUCAAAUUUCCCAAGGUAUCUGCCCUGACCCAGCCAUUUGAGAUCGAUACUUCGUGUGAUGACCAAGACUGCGGCUCGGAAAAACUGUGUCAGUGCUCCCAUUCACUCACCCUGCAUCAUAAUGACGUUGUACAAUUCGUCAUCCUUAACAUGGGAGUCGGAACCGGAUGGUCACAUCCGAUCCAUCUACAUGGUUACUCGUUCUAUGUUCUGAAAAUGGGUUACGCAACAUACAACGAGACGUCAGCAAAAUUCAUAGCACCGAAUCCUGAUAUCGAUUGUCGUGGGCAUUUCUGUAACGAUGCCACAUGGAGCGAUCCGAGCUGGCUAGGCGACAACGUACCUGGAUUGGAACUCUCUUAUCCAACACGAAAGGAUACACUUAUAAUACCUAGCGGCGGAUAUGCAGUCAUAAGAGUCAAGGCCGACAACCCCGGUGUAUGGCUGAUGCAUUGCCACAUCGAACUGCAUGCCAACGACGGAAUGAUGAUGUACAUAAACAACUCUUAUGAAAUGCAUCCCCCUCCUCCUGACGGAUUUCCCAUCUGUCACAACUUUCCGUCAGAGUAUCGUGCUCGCAAACAUGCCACCAAUGAUAGGGACAUGACAACUUCGUCGCCGGUUACUAAAAUCGUCACACAGAUUGAAGAGGUUGAAGUGGUCGCAGACGAUGGGGAUGGGAUGAAGGCGUUUUGGAUUGGUAUAGCUGUUAUGUCUGUGGUGUGUCUUCUGUUGUUUGCUUACAUUCUUCACCUUUGCAAGAUGGUAAAAGUCCUUGAGGAAUGGAAGAAAUCAGCCGUUGAAACGAAAGGCGUAGACAAUCCAUCGUUCUCUAAAUUGUGACAGAAUGAGAGGAACCUCUUUAAACUCUACAGUUCAGUUCCAUAUAUUUUGUGUGAAGUGGAAUCGGUUCACAGUGUAAUUUUGUUUUACUUAAUGCUUUGGUUCAUUGUUUAUAGAAUCUAUUUUAACCAUACUCUUCAGUUCUGUGUUCAAUAGAAACUCGUUUCAGUAUACUCUUAAGUUUUGUGUGCAGAAGAUCAUCAAUGUUUUGGACUCUUUGAAUUUUAUAUGCAGGUUAUCGCGGUGUUAUUAAUCUUUUCGGUAUUUCAGACAAUAUAAUCUUGUUCUGGUAUCGCUUUAGUUUUAAUGUUACAUUGAAACUUCGUUUUAGAGGGCACUUUGUUAUUUCGUUGUAGGGAGAAAUCUCUUUAAAAAGAUGCUUUAGAACACAUGCACAACCAAACCUCGUUAGAGCAUAUUUUUAUUCUCUCGUUUUUGUACUAUGUGUCUGCUAAAUAUGUUGUUUUCUCUUUGGCAAGCUAUGAUAAUAACAAUGAUAACCUACUAUUAGAACUAACAUGCGGGAUUUUAUACAAAACUGUGUACAUUAAGGGUUUAUGGUCCGUUCUCGUAGAAACAAAUGUAAGUGUAUGCUUGACAUGUCAACACUAUCAUAAAUUAUACUUUCGCUUUAUUCAUAUAAUAUAUUUUUAUUUUAUUUUUUUCCCUGUGAAAAUAGCGAGAUGUUCGUGCUAGCCUUCGUAGUCAUGUUGUUUACUACCAUUCAACAGCGUGACUCAGCUUUCAAAGUGUUGUUAUCUAGUCUAUAGGGACCACAGAACCAGAUGAUUUUCCAUAGACGAUAGUGUUAACGUUUACCACUGUCCUGGUUAAAUGGGGUUAUCAACACUGGUUCAUCUGCCCUCAUUUUGAAGAAUGUCAUCUCACACAAUAGUAAAAAAAAAUCUACCAUUUUUAACACCUUUUUUAUGUGGGAGCCGCCAUUUUGAGUGAAUUCGGCACCAAAAAUCGACCAAAACUUACAACAAAUUACACACUUAAUAAACUCCCUCAGAC